CGCUUGCUUUUCAACCUAUGGAUGUAUUGGUCUCUUUUCACUUGUACUGGACGGAGCGGGCGAGUGCAGUGUCUCACCUCUGUACUGUGUCCCCCUUGCCUUGGUCAUGAUAUCUGUCGCUUUUGGAGAAUACUGAACGUGCCUCUGUUUCUAAACAGCUUUGUAUAAUGUACCGUCCUCAAAACGCUCGAGACUGAGCAGACGGGACUCGUCCAUUGCGUUUGGGAAGAAGAUUUUCUUCUGACAGAUGCACAUUUAUUUUUGAUUGUUUUGGACCUGAAACGUUGGACUGUGUUGUCGUUUUAAGAAUCGCCAAUACACCGCUCUUGGGCAAGUUUGAUGUCCAUUUUACGCAUUUAACACGACAGGCUGCGGUGGUCACGGUCACCCUAAAGGAAGGGUCUCCUUCCACUCCCCCUCUCACACCUACACAUACACUCCCUCGGACACACACACACACACACGCAGGAUGAGGGAAGCCUGGAGAUGCCUGCUGGGGCUUUGCCUCCUGGCAUGCUCCGCCUCUCCCGCCUCUCCUAACGGUGCUGCCAAUCCCUUCGCUGGGCAGCAGACACCCCCAGACCCAUGCUAUGACGACGCGGGCGCUGCCCGCCGCUGUAUCCCCGAGUUCAUCAACGCCGCCUUUGGCAAGGAGGUGGCCGUGUCCAGUGUGUGCGGCCGGCCGACGCCGUCCCGCUCUUGUAGUGUGGUGGAGCGCGGUGAUGAGCGGCCCUCAGUGCGCACCUGCCAGAUCUGCGACGCGGCGGACCCGCGGCGUGCCCAUCCGCCCUCCUACCUCACUGACCUCAACUCGGCCCACAACCUCACCUGCUGGCAAUCGGAGAACCUGCACACCUCGCCGCACAACGUCACCCUCACCCUGUCGCUGGGCAAGAAGUUUGAGAUCACCUACGUCAGCCUGCAGUUCUGCUCGCCCCGCCCUGAGUCACUGGCCAUCUACAAGAGCAUGGACUAUGGCAAGAGCUGGACGCCUUACCAGUACUACUCGUCCCAGUGUCGGCGCAUGUACAACCGGCCCAACAAGGCGGCCAUCACCAAGCAGAACGAGCAGGAGGGCCUGUGCACCGAUGGCCACACCGACCUCUACCCUCUAUCCGGGGGGCUCAUUGCCUUCAGCACUCUGGACGGGCGGCCCUCCGGGAAGGACUUUGACAACAGCCCUGUGCUCCAGGACUGGGUGACAGUCACUGACAUCCGUGUAGUUUUCAGCCGGCCCCAGCUGCCACGUGAGCUAGGGGCAGGAGGAGUGGGGAUAGGCGGGGGAGGCCGGAUUGAUGAAGACCCAAUGGUACCGUCCACGUCUCUGCCGGCAUACUUCUACGCGGUGGGGGACUUCCAGGUGGGCGGGAGGUGUAAGUGCAACGGGCACGCUUCACGCUGCCUCAAAGACAAGGAGGGCAAGCUGGUGUGCGACUGCAAGCACAACACGGAGGGGCCCGAGUGCGACCGCUGCAAGCCCUUUCACUACGACCGGCCAUGGCAAAGGGCCAGCGCUCGCGAGGCCAACGAGUGUCUACCGUGCAACUGCAACCUACACGCCCGGCGCUGCCGCUUCAACAUGGAGCUGUACAAGUUGUCGGGGAGGAAGAGCGGAGGCGUUUGCAUGAACUGUCGCCACAACACGGCCGGACGCCACUGCCACUACUGCAAGGAGGGCUUCUACCGGGAUAUGGCCAGGCCCAUCACACACCGCCGUGCCUGCAAAGCCUGUGACUGCCACCCGGUGGGUGCGGCAGGUAAGACAUGUAACCAGACGACAGGCCAGUGCCCCUGUAAGGACGGCGUGACGGGCAUCACAUGCAACCGCUGUGCAAAGGGCUACCAACAGAGCCGCUCACCUGUGGCCCCCUGCAUCAAGAUCCCAGUGGUGAACCCUACAGCCAUGGUCAGCAUCAGCACAGAGGAACCGGCAGCAGAUUGUGAAUCCUAUUGCAAACCAGUGAAAGGGAAUCUGAAGAUCAACAUGAAGAAAUACUGCAAGAAAGACUAUGCGGUGCAAGUCAACGUGCUGGACAUGGAGACGGUGGGCGACUGGGCCAAGUUCUCGGUCAACGUGGUCUCGGUCUACAAGAGCCGCGGCGAGCCACUCAAACGGGGCGACAACGUGCUAUGGAUCCAUAUGAAGGACCUGGCCUGCAAGUGUCCCAAAAUCCAGAUGAGCAAGCGCUUCCUGGUGAUGGGCACCAGCGAGACCGGGCCAGGGGGCCCUGGGGCCGGGGGGCCCGGGGCUGGACCAGGGGCUGCUGGGGCUGCUGCAGGAGCAGAGCGCGUAGGGCUCCUGGCCGAUAAGAACAGCCUGGUCAUCCAGUGGAGAGACGUUUGGACGCGGCGCCUCCGGAAGUUCCAGCGCAAAGAGAAGAAGGGCAAGUGCAGCAAAGCAUGAUGGGGGAGAGAGCAGCGCAUCCUCAGCCAACCCCCCCAUGACCCCACCCAUACUCCUACUCCUACCUCCCCACGACCCCUUCCUAGCUCUCGGCUAGUUCGCAGGAUAGAACACGACCCCCCUAACCCCCUAAAAACCCUGACUCCCCCCCCCCCCCCCCCCCAAAAAAAAAACGGGGUACACUGCACAUUACAGAGACUGCAUGUAUACUGCCUGUUUAAGGACCACUUUGUGUAUAUUGUAUAAUUAUUUCCUUUUUAUUUUCUGUUUUAAUCAUGGGACUGUGACUGUCUUUUUUCUAUUGGUCUGCCUUAAAAAGGGACCAUUAAAAAGGGUACGAAGUGUAGACGAGCGGAUACCAUUCCCUUUCUCGACAACGACAGCGAAAAUGUCCACACUCCCCCACACCCCUACCCUCUCCCAUUCCCCCUCCCCAUUCAGACUGCUUCAGUCCCCCCCCCCCCCUGCCACCAUGUUUUAGUGUUUUGAAGCUAUCAAAGCUCACAUUUCCCAUUCUAUUACCAGGAGUAUCCAUGGAGCUCAGAUAAUCAGAGAGAGAAACAGAUUUUUUAGUGUUGUAGCAAAGUGUCCCAUGCAGGGGAGAAGACAAACUGCACAACCUCAGUUCGUCUGCCUCCUCCACCCACUGUUUCACUGUCUCUAAACCCCAACCUUUCUCUACGCAACUGAGAUUACUGGCCUAGAGCGGCCAUUUUGUCUUGUACUCCUAUUCCGUAGGUAAGAUAUCUGUAGACAUGAACUCUCUGCAGUAGUAUCUCUGGACCAGAACCCACAACGGCUGCAUCCUCAUCCUCAGAGGAUCCUUCUAACCACAACAAAGGCUGUCCCCACAGGGGCGUUCUCCAAUGCAAACCUCACUUCUACCACCACUGCCAUUACAAUAUAUAUACACAACUUCAGACUGAGGCAUCUGCUACUCUAGUCUAGACUAUACAACUGUUGACAGUGACCCCACCGCUCACUCACUGGUUCUACUGCUCCAGUCAUAGACAGACAGUGGCACUGUUUGGACACUGGCAAACACUAAACCCUAAUAAUGUUUCUCUUUUAUUCUAUAUUCAUGUACUUCUGCUCUCAGAUUCCUAUACUUCUACAGACCCCACUGUCUCACUAUCUAAGUGAAGACCCCCCCACACAAGCCUUCUCACCACGAGCAGGAAAUGGAAUCAUGCAUUACUAUCUGACUCAUGUGAAGAAAAAGAAUAUUGAGCGGGACUCCAGCAGAGUGGAAAGUAGCCAGCUUCAGAACAGAACAAUGCCCUUGAUACUAGGGAAACUUUUGGGGGGAUAUUUUGCGUCAUGUCUUCCACUGUUUGUUGAUAGAAGGUCCUGCGGGUGUCAUUGUGUGACCGAUAUCAUUUGUUGGUUCAAUUCUAUUAUUUCUCUUGUCUUUUAAAUGUUUGCCACUUUCGACAAAGUGUCCAAUGACGGGCUAGUGAUCGCUUGCCGAAAGAAGAGCUCAAAAUAAAGAGUGCCAUUUCACGAAGAACAGACAAAGGUUGGAUUAAGCUCUACCUUUUCAACUGUAGUUUAUUGACAAACUGAAAGAGUCCGGAACGUUCUAGGCUACAUACACACUGCCUGAUUGUAUUAUGAUGCGAUAGUCUACUUCAAUCCUCAUGUCUUUGUAUGUUUGCAUGUUUGUGGUUUGGCUGGUCCGUCCGAUGCGAAGCGAAAAAUUUACAGUAAGCAGAGCAUGGAAUUAACAAAUGUUAACAUCACAAAUCCAGAGGAAACCUCCUUAGUCAUCUCCCCUCAUUGGCCUUGCCGACAUUUCCCUCUCUUCGUUGGCCAAUAAUGCAUCAGCCUGUUUCUAAAUUGAAUCAAGAAAAUGAGUAAAAUCAGGACAAAAACGAAACCACAAGGGAGCGUAUGUUUGCUCUCAAAGUUACUGUUUUGUCUUUGUCCUUAGUUCAUUUUAAAAGCGUAUUACGAUUGAUUUCAAAAAUAGAACAAUGUAAACACAUUGUGAAGGGGUAAUGCUAGCUAACUGUUAGCAUGCUGACAGUAAUGUCACGCUAGCGGUUGGUUGGCUGCAGUGCUAUGUUUGGUUUGUCACAUUUCCAAGCCCCUCAGAAGAGUGUCUCUCCCUCUCUUGUCAGGCCCCAGUUCCUUUCUGUUCUGCAACAUGUGCGUUUCUGUGUAUUAGAUACACUGCAUGUCCAAAAGUAUGUGGACACUAAUUUGAAGGGGCGACCACAUACUUUUGUAUAUGUAGUGUACGUGACAGUAGUGGGACAAAGGCAGCCAGCCACAGUCCUUCAGUGGUGAAGGUCUUGUUUUCAUUUGCUGAAAGAAUGUAUAUAAAUGAGAAAAUGUCAAAUGUAAAAACCGCUUAAAGACACAUGGUAUGAUUGUACUUACUUAUGAGAUUAUGUCGUUAAAGCUGAGAAUGUAGACCGAGCGUUGUCAUUCUAAAAAAAAGAAACGCUGAAUGGAUUUAGAAGUUGUUCACAUGAAGGUCUGUCUGGUUAGAUUGUAGGUUUUAUGUGUAACAGUUGUGGGUCCUCCCUCAUAUGCGUCAAUGUUUGCAUCAUACAGUAUUCAUUCAACAUGUCGCGUAGCACAGUGCUCUGAAAACCAAUCCAAAACCAAUCCAUGACCAAAGUGAACUAGGUUGUUUUCCAUACAUUUUGGUGUAAUAUGUAACCUUAUUUCUUAGAACAGCAAAGAGGUCAGACGGAACCACUAACAUUUCCGAGUAAAAGUAGCGUUUCCUUAGAGGAAUUCCCAGAGAUGGAAUUUCACAAAAAUGCAGAACCAAAUCGUCUGAUUAUUUAUGUAUUUGCGUCCAUGACGAGCUGUCAAACAGGUGGUCUUACAGUAGCCACCAUUUCUUGGCCUGGUAUGUGGGGAAAGCAUGGGCAGGUUUGAUGGAUGUCCAAGUUACGUGUCCAGAACCAACCCGCUUCCACGCAGGGUUAUACUGCACUGUCUACAGUGCCGAGUAGCUCAAGUGUGAACCUCAACACUUCAUAAUACUGUAUAGCCUGGUCCCAGAUCUGUUUGUGCUGUCUUGGCAACUCCUACAACUCCUAUGGUAAUUUUCCAGAGAAGUUGGCCAGACACCACAAACAGAUCUGGGACCAGGCUAUGAAUAAUAUCCAGCAAGACAAAAAAUCACUAUACUUUUUCUCCCUUUACCUCAGUCUCUAUUUUCUUCCUCUUUUAUCUGUGCCACCCUGAAUAUUGGACUACAGAUAACAAGCUUUACUAAACCCUGCAGAUGUUAUUUAGAAAUGUAAACGUACCCCUCGAAAGCAUUUUGUAGUCUUCCUAGGGCGAGCCACCCUGUUGCUUUACUUAACAAGCCCCACAGCUUGGCAGUGGAACCAGGAUCGUAACUUGCUCUCUUUGUUCCCCUCCCGCAGUAUUUAUAACGUCCACAGGUGAGAGAGAGAGAGAGAGAGAGAGAGAGAGAGAGAGAGAGAGAGAGAGAGAGAGAGAGAGAGAGAGAGAGAGAGAGACUUAUAAAGUAUAAACAUAAUGAGAUAUACACAAAUGGACGGUGAGGAAAAGUGAGCUAAGGUUAAGGGAGUUGAAGGAGAGAGUCUGCCAAUACUUUUUCUGUCAUUGUCUUUGUAAAGCCAGUAAGUAAGCCAGAGAGACAAGCUAAAUUAUUAUACGUAGAACAUUUUAAAUAUAUAUCAAAGCCCAAAAUGAUUGUAACAAUGACUGUAGACUUACUGCUGCCAGGUAUUAUGAAAUAUGUGAAAUCUUGCUCAAGAAAGCAUUGAAAGAGCAAAAUUCUAUGAAAUGUCUCCCCAUUUGCCAGAAGCCCCCUCCUGUCCUCAUGACAUUCUGGUCACAGAGUUACACUACAGAGCACCACUCACACAGACGAUGUCCACCUGCCUUCUGAGGGCCGAUGGGGUGUUGCCUUCCGCUCCAUGCACCCCCCCCCCCCUUCCUUCAUCACUCGUGUUAUUAUGAAGUCUUCCCUGUAUAUUUUCCUCUGAUGCAAUGACCACUGACUUUUUAAUCGUAAAAUGACAAAUAAAUUAUUAGUUAAUGAAAUUUGUGUAUCGUUUGUC
Oncorhynchus kisutch (coho salmon) is the source of this 6459-nucleotide messenger RNA. RefSeq names its product netrin 2 (gene ntn2). The coding region runs from base 470 to 2404 and encodes 644 amino acids. Gene Ontology annotation, biological process: animal organ morphogenesis; dendrite development; motor neuron axon guidance. The record is from RefSeq and is a predicted model, not a curated record. Gene Ontology annotation, molecular function: protein binding. The transcript is spliced from 7 exons. Gene Ontology annotation, cellular component: basement membrane. NCBI's taxonomy places the organism in Eukaryota, Metazoa, Chordata, Actinopteri, Salmoniformes, Salmonidae.